AAGGCGAGGCCAAUUGGUCAACAACUUUCAAGGCUCGCACACUAACAAACCAACUCUUUCUCUUCUUCUAGGACCCUCCGGCUGUAGUUCUAUAUCUAUUCACUUAUUUUAGUGUCCUCUAUACUGCCCCUGUUUGAUUCAGGUGGUUUUAUACCUACUCCAGUCAGACAGUUUGUCCUACUCUUUAUGGCUAGUGCUUCUGUCAAUGGCUGGUGUUGACAGCAGCAGGAGGGGAGACUGGGCCAGCAAUAGUUCUUUUAACUUUGAUGAUCAAUCACCUGUAGCAUCCCCAGUAGCUGGACAAAAGAGAGGCACUCCUCUCACGAUGGAUGGUGGUGACAGUACAGAUGCUGAUAUCAAAAGGUUCAAAGGUCCUUUGCCUCCAUGUCUAUCGGAGACGGCCAGUAGCGCCGCAGCCUCAUGUACGACAGCUGCUCUUUCUCCCAUCAGUACUUGCAGUACCAGUACUUGUGAAGAGGAGAUUGAGGAAGUCUCUCCGUUUCUUUCCCCUGCCAUUGAUGACUGGCUGAGUACCUUCUCUGGCUGGCCUGGAGAGCACAGGAACCAAGCUCUUCAGAAACUGAUCAAAAUCUGUGAUUCUACUCAACUCAAGAAUCUCAUGGAGAAGAUACAGCCCCAGUUUCAGAGGGAUUUCAUAUCACUGCUACCCAGAGAGUUAUCUCUUCAUGUUCUUUCUUACAUGUCACCCCGUGAUCUGCUAAUAGCUGCCCAGACUUGUAGAAUGUGGAGGACACUCUGUGAUGAUAUACUUCUGUGGAAGGAGAAGUGCCAGCAGUGCAAUAUAUCAGAGGCUGUGUAUGGUAAUGUCGGAAAGAAGAGGACCUGUAGUUUAGUCUACAAUCCUUGGAAAGAUAUGUAUUUGACAAAACACUGGAUUGAGUACAAUUGGCGUCAUGCUAGUGUACAGGAACAUCCACGACUCAAAAUUCUCAAAGGCCACGAUGACCACGUGGUAACUUGCCUACAGUUCAGUGGUAAUAGGAUUGUGAGUGGCUCCGACGACACUACUCUUAAGAUAUGGUCUGCAGUCAAUGGAAGAUGUUUAAAGACACUCCAGGGGCACACAGGUGGUGUCUGGUGUUCAGAGUUUAAUGGUCACGUUGUGGUCAGUGGAUCAACAGACAGAUCAUUAAGGGUAUGGAAUGCUGAUACUGGUGAAUGUAAAUAUAUUCUUCAAGGACAUACUUCCACUGUCAGAUGUGUAGCCAUGCAUAAUACAACAGUUGUAAGUGGUUCACGAGAUGCUACCCUAAGAGUCUGGGAUGUCGAUUCAGGUCAAUGCACUACCGUUCUUCAAGGACACUUAGCAGCUGUGAGAUGUGUUCAAUUUGAUGGCCAGUAUGUUGUCAGUGGCGCUUAUGAUUUCUUAGUCAAGAUAUGGGACCCAACGGAAGGAACUUGCCUACAUACGCUACAGGGACACACUAACCGGGUCUACUCUUUACUGUUUGAUGGUACCCACGUCGUCAGUGGUUCUUUAGAUACGUCCAUUAGGGUCUGGGAUGUUAAAACUGGCCAAUCUAUUCACACGCUCGUCGGUCACCAGUCAUUGACUAGUGCAAUGGAACUGAAAGGGAAUAUUCUUGUGUCAGGGAAUGCUGACUCAACGGUUAAGGUGUGGGAUGUUGCCAGAGGUUAUUGCCUCCAUACGCUACACGGUCCUCAUAAACACGAAAGUGCUGUCACUAGUCUCCAGUUCACGGAGAACUUUGUUGUUACGAGUAGCGACGAUGGAAGCGUGAAGCUAUGGGACAUGAAAACUGGCGAGUUCAUUAGAAACCUAGUCUGCCUUGACGGAGGAGGAAACGGUGGAGUGGUGUGGCGGGUCAAGUGCAACGAGCAUAAGUUAGUUUGUGCAGUUGGGAGUAGAAAUGGAAUAGAAGACACUAAACUAAUGGUGCUGGACUUUGAAUGCAUAUGAAGAACAAACCUCCUCCUCCUAUGUCCAUAUAACAUUAUUAAUAUUAUUUCAAUUAUGAAAUUAGACUUUAUUGUCACUCUGUAUAAUCUCCUUCAAA
Amphimedon queenslandica is the source of this 2039-nucleotide messenger RNA. Its product is annotated as F-box/WD repeat-containing protein 7-like. Bases 206 to 1942 code for a protein of 578 amino acids. Gene Ontology annotation, molecular function: ubiquitin binding. NCBI's taxonomy places the organism in Eukaryota, Metazoa, Porifera, Demospongiae, Haplosclerida, Niphatidae. Gene Ontology annotation, biological process: ubiquitin recycling; proteasome-mediated ubiquitin-dependent protein catabolic process. Gene Ontology annotation, cellular component: nucleus; cytoplasm. The transcript is spliced from 17 exons. The record is from RefSeq and is a predicted model, not a curated record.